Molecule: messenger RNA, 2058 nt
Organism: Monoraphidium neglectum
Lineage: Eukaryota; Viridiplantae; Chlorophyta; Chlorophyceae; Sphaeropleales; Selenastraceae
Product: putative urea active transporter 1
Exons: 10
Coding region: 1-2058 (685 amino acids)
Biological process (GO): urea transmembrane transport
Cellular component (GO): plasma membrane
Molecular function (GO): urea transmembrane transporter activity
Source: RefSeq, a predicted model, not a curated record
AUGGCAGAAUGCUACGGAUGGAAGGAUGUUCUGGGGGGCGGGGCCCCUCAGUUUACGCCUGGGCAGUGUGAAUUCUUCGGACCUGGCUCACGCGCGCUGUCUGAGGCUCUCGGCUGGGUCAUUGUUGUGGCAUUCGGUGCCCUGUUCACGCUGCUCACCUCCGGCAUCGUGUUCCUUGACUACAAGUAUGGCGGCACCAACCACACCUCCGAGCAGUUCUCCACGGCUGGCCGCACUGUCAAGGCCGGCCUGACAGCCUGCGACAUCGUGUCCAAGUGGACCUGGGCUGCCACCCUCCUGCAGUCUGCCAACGUUGCCUACAAGUACGGUGUGUCGGGCCCCUUCUGGUACGCCUCUGGCGCCACCAUCCAGGUGCUGCUGUUUGCCGUGCUGGCCGUCGAGGUCAAGAGGAAGGCACCCACCACCCACACUGUCCUGGAGAUUGUCAAGGCCCGCUGGGGCACAACAGCACACAUCGUGUUCCUGGUGUUCUGCAUGCUGACCAACAUUAUCGUCACAUCCAUGCUCAUCCUGGGUGGUGCAGCUGUUGUUGAGGCACUGUCUGGCGUCAACAUCUAUGCUGGUGCCUUCCUGAUUCCCGUGGGUGUGAUGCUGUACACUGCCCACGGUGGUCUCAAGGCCACCUACAUGGCUGCCUGGGGUCACGUUGCUGUGAUCUACAUCGCACUGGUGGUGUUUGGUUUCAUGAUCUUUGCCAACCCCGCUUCCAAGGUGGGGCUGGGCUCCAUCUCCAAGGUGUACGACAACCUCACCACAAUGAGCAAGGUCUUCCCGGUUGCCCACAACAAGGAGGGCUCCUACAUGACCAUGAUGUCCCUCGACGGCCUGGUCUUUGGUAUCAUCAACGUCAUUGGAAACUUCGGCACUGUGUUUGUUGACCAGGCCUACUGGCAGAGCGCCAUCGCCGCCAAGCCCUCUGCAACGUACAAGGGCUACCUGCUGGGCGGCCUGUGCUGGUUUGCCGUGCCCUUCUCCAUGGCAACUGCCAUGGGCCUGGGCGCUCGCGCCAUGAACCUGCCCAUCACCAUCACCGAGUCCAACAAGGGGCUGGUGCCCCCGGCUGUCGCCACCAUGCUGCUUGGGGCCGGCGGUGCCUUCCUCAUGGUGUUCCAGCUGUGGAUGGCCGUGACCGCCUCUGGCUCUGCUGAGCAGAUCGCUGUGUCCUCCCUCAUCUCGUACGAUGUUUACCGCACCUACAUCAACCCCAAGGCCACGGGCAAGCAGAUGAUCCUUGCUGCUCGCUGCGUCGUCAUUGCCUACGGCAUUUUGUCCGGCGUGCUGGCCAUCGUGCUGCUCAAGAUCGGUCUCAGCCUUGGCUGGGUGUACCUCUUCAUGGGCGUGUGUGUCGGCUCGGCGGUGGUUCCCAUCGCCUUUUCCAUCACCUGGGCCAAGUGCUCGGCUGUGGGCGCUGUAUCCGGUGCCGUGGGUGGUCUGAUUGGCUCCGUCAUCACCUGGGUGUGCACUGCCAAGGGCCUGACCGGCGAGGUGACCAUUGACACCCUGGGCGGUGAUUACCCCAUGCUUGCGGGCAACCUGGUGGCCAUUCUGCUGUCAGGCCUCAUCUGCACCGUGGUGAGCCUCAUCAAGCCCCAGAACUUCGACUGGGCCAACCUGGCUGAGAUCCCCCUGGUGGAGGAGGACCCCAACGCCUACCUGUCCGACGGCAACGACUCUCCUGAGGCCCUCACCAAGGCCCUCAAGUGGACCUGGCUCACCGGUGGCGGCCUCUCCAUCCUGCUUGUCAUCCUCUGGCCGGUGCUGGCCCUGCCUGCUGGCGUGUUCAACAAGGCCUACUUCCACAUGUGGGUCAUCAUCGCUCUCAUCUGGGGCCUCGCGGCCUCUUUCGUGUGCAUCUGCUUCCCCAUUUGGGAGAGCCGCGUGCACAUUGGCAAGAUCAUGACUCAGCUGUUGUCGUGCUCGCCUUCGGAGAGCAACCAGGAGGCUUUUACCGACACAGUCAAGAAGGUGCGUGGCGCAGACGCUGCUGCUGAGGUGGACCAGACCUCCGUCAAGGCUGUGCCUGAAAUGACCAAGUGA